GACUCUCUUCAUACUUUGUUCGAAAAUGAAUAACAAUAAAAUAAAUUGCCAAAAACGAAAAACGGGCCGUUUUGAAUUGGUUUUUCGAUUUUUGAUUCUGUCACCAAAAAUGGUUAUUUGGUUUUUCAUUUUGAAACAAAAAACACAUAAACGGUAUUUUCGUUUUUGUAUUACAAACGACUUACGGAUUAUCCAGAGAUACCCAGACCCCCACGGCAGCACUUGCUGCUCGUUGAUGAAUGUUUAACGAUACGUGCUUUUACGUUAGAGUUCGCUAGUCGCCUACAUUAAGCAUCAUGAACACCGUGACCGAAGUCCAACUCAUGACAUGACCAUCCGAGGAGCACGCAAAUGCAACAUUAUUCUAUGACUCCCAGCACAUUUGACCAAGAUUUAGACAUGUCACAGAUGGAGCUGCCACCUCGUCCAACAUUGUUUGACUUCCAUGGAGUCUCCAUGAUCAAACAUGUCACUGAGAACUGGGACAGCGUACAGAACUUCAAAGCCAGACCAGAUGAUAUUCUUAUAGCUACUUACCCUAAAGCAGGAACCACAUGGGUCUCUUACAUCCUGGAUCUUCUGUAUUUUGGCCAGACAUCUCCAGAGCGCCAGGCGUCCAUUCCUAUUCAUGAAAGAGUGCCGUUUCUGGAGAUCAGCACACCUUCUCGACCCUCAGGUAAAGACUUGGCAGACCAGCUUCCCACCACUCCUCGUCUCAUUAAAACUCAUCUACCAGUCCAGUUUGUGCCCAAGUCCUUCUGGGAGCAGAACAGCAGGAUAAUCUAUGUGGCUCGUAAUGCAAAGGACAGUGCAGUAUCCUAUUUCCACUUUAACCGCAUGAACAUUGCCCAGCCAGAACCAGGUGACUGGAGCACGUUUCUAAAGGAUUUCAUGGAGGGAAAGAUGGUAUUUGGGUCAUGGUAUGACCAUGUGAACGGCUGGUGGGAGAAGAAACAGACAUAUUCAAACCUUCACUACAUGUUCUAUGAAGACCUGAUUGAGGACUGUGGACGAGAGAUAGACCGUCUCUGUUCCUUCCUUGGCUUGUCUCCUUCAGCUGAAGAGAAGGAAAGAGUCACAAAUGGAGUGACGUUUGACAACAUGAAAGCAAACAAAAUGACAAACUAUUCCUCUGUCCCAGUUAUGAAUCACAGGGUGUCUCCUUUCAUGAGAAAAGGGAAAGUUGGUGACUGGAAGAACCAUUUCACUGUGGCCCAGGAUAAACAGUUUGAGGAGGACUACAAGCAGAAGAUGAAGAAUCCUACACUGAAGUUUCGUACUGAAGUUUAAAGGCUUAAUGAAGAGUCCUGAACUGUGAUUCAUUUGAUUAUAAUGUUGAUGUUCCUGAGUCAAAUGUUAUGUUUGUCAAGGAUAGUGUUUAUUUUGUGUGACAAAAUUCUCUUGUGAUGUCGACUGACAACUUUCAUAUGUUUAUCAGUUGUUGAAUCUUGUAAAUAACAGCUGUAAUCAAUAACAGUCUCUUGGAAAUAACAUCAGUGUAUGUUUAAACAUUGUAAAAGACGAUUCACCCACACGUUUUAUAAAUGAUCAUGUAAUACAUAAAACGAUCGUCUGGAUUUUGUGAUCACUUUGGGAAUGAAAGCCUGUCUUUGCUCGUUUCACUGCAGCGAUGGGUCCUAUUGAAUAACUGUACCACCGCCCCUUCUAGUCUCCUGGAAUCAGUUGCAUCUCCUACCAUAACAAGACAUUUAUACUUUUUUUUCUCCCCCUGUGAUUACAGAAAGAAUAUGAUUUUUACUUCAAAAAUUUUACUUUUAUCAUGUUAUUGAAACUCAACUCCAUAUUAUAAAAGUGGCAGAAAGUUGAAUUUUCUUGAUCAUUUUAUGAACGCAGCAACACUCAAUAAGAAAGCGAUGACGCAUAUAAAUGAAACCAUAAAUGAGAUAUAAAAGAGAAGAGGACUUUGUUGGUCACCUAGAUGACCAGAUGGGGCGCAAAAUGUACAAUGCCAAGAAAUGGCACACAAUAUAAGAUAAUUAAUAAUCUGUAAGUAUGAUGAGUCAUGUUGUGCAGUGUGCCAAUGCAACAUCCUGGGACUUAUUUGAUUGAGCUUAAUUUGGUCACUAAGCAUUUUCUGUUACUGUGAAUUUCUCCCCCCUUUUUGUUAUGCUCACACGGGUUUCUGCUGGGCCAGUUUAUUAAGGUGUGUAUGUAAUUUGAUCAUACUAUGUGUACACUGCUCUUCUGAUAUGUUUUGUUUCAAAAUAAAAAAGAGUUUUUUGUA
Micropterus dolomieu (smallmouth bass) is the source of this 2245-nucleotide messenger RNA. RefSeq names its product cytosolic sulfotransferase 3-like. Gene Ontology annotation, cellular component: cytoplasm. Gene Ontology annotation, molecular function: sulfotransferase activity. Lineage: Eukaryota; Metazoa; Chordata; Actinopteri; Centrarchiformes; Centrarchidae. The transcript has 8 exons. Gene Ontology annotation, biological process: sulfation. The coding region runs from base 352 to 1290 and encodes 312 amino acids. The record is from RefSeq and is a predicted model, not a curated record.